Rhodofomes roseus is the source of this 1731-nucleotide messenger RNA. RefSeq lists its product as uncharacterized. The record is from RefSeq and is a predicted model, not a curated record. NCBI's taxonomy places the organism in Eukaryota, Fungi, Basidiomycota, Agaricomycetes, Polyporales, Fomitopsidaceae. The transcript is spliced from 4 exons. The coding region runs from base 246 to 1301 and encodes 351 amino acids.
CCGUCCAUGUCCGCCCCGUUCUUGUAAGUGCUCUUCCUGUCGUGUCUAUUGCUCGCAUCGCUCACAUAGUACCAGUACUCCUCACCAUGGUCAAGGCACCACACCAAUGAUGUCGAUGAGCGAGCACAGUCCAUUCGGUGGACAUAGCCCGCUUACUCCCGACCUCGAUUCCUUCGAUGAAUCUGGGGUAAGUUGCCAGGCACGACGCCUUUCGACCACGCUCACAUUGUUUGUCUACACAGUCUAUGGAGUUUUCCAUGAUGUCGGACUACGGGCAACCGGACACGAGUGGUUUUGCAGGUUACACCAUGGACAACAUGAACUUCUCCGACCCCCAUACCACCCCCCUGCUCUUCAGGUCUCCGACAGUUGACAUGGGGCCGUCCUUACCGUAUGGCCAGGGCUACCCUUCGUUGGUUGAUCCUCUCAGCACUCAGACUCCCUUGCGGCAGCCCCAGAUCCACAUCGACACGACGGGAUACGGCUCGCAAUCAUCGCUGGCGAGCGUCGACGGACUCAUUAGCCCGUACGAUACGCUCGGCCCGAUAUCUCGCCGUCCGAGUUUGACGACGCCUUCGACGUCGACGAGCUCUCACCUCACUACUCCUGAACACUCGCCGGGUGAUGUCAUUCGGUCGCAGGAGUAUUUGAAGCCAAACGCUUCGCCGAUUUCUCCGUCUACGUCAUUGACGACCAUGUUUGAGCAGCAGGCCAUAUCCCUGCAGACCGAUUAUCGUCCCAGAUCGGCUAUCAGGACAGUGACGGAGCUCGCAAGGGAGCACAUACCGCCUUUCGAUGGCACACUUGUACCUCAGAAGACCUAUCGCCCGCACACACAGAGCGACCGGCGCCGCUAUGUCGACGAUGUCGAACUAGAGCAGCCUAUCAUGUUCUACUUGCAGAACCCGCAGCGCUGCGGUAUAACCCUUCAAGACGCCUUGAACGGCAAGUUCAUGGACCUGAUGGGUAGAGAUGACCACAUGUUCAUCAACCGUGGGCCCUCCGUCUCAAUACGACUCAUGUGGCCCGGUUACGCUCCAUGGAGCAGGCAGAUCCCUACGAGAGACUUCCGCUCGCCGCCUCAGCCUAUCACGAAGGCCAAGCUGGCGAAGAACGUUGCCAAGACAGUGCAGCGAUUCAUACAUGAUAUGGAGCAGCGUCCAAUGGAGGAGGACGCGAACCCUGUAUGGCGUGUCGGUGCUGGACACAUACAGCUGCAAGAUUUGACAUUAGUCGGACUGCAGCAUGUCUCCAUGGGCAGUUGGCAAGCCUACGUCGUCCUCCGCCCCGGACGUCAUUAAGCUAUCUGCUUCAUACCCCAACCACCAUUAUAUACACCAUCGUGCUUCACUCCCAUCCCUCUGCGUUGCCUUUUUUGUUGAUACGUGCGAAGGACGUGGGUACCCAUUCAGACCCUCGCCGAAGCAUGGAUUCCUGUUCCUCGGAUCUUGGAGGGGUCACUGCGUCCCGGACACUUCUCGUAUGCUACGGUGCUCUGUUGCUCUGUCACUCUCCCAAUCUGUCAUGUGUAUAUCCAUAGCUCUGUCUCUUGCUUCGGUUCUCUCGAUGUUAUCGUCCUCACCUGAAUCCAGUAGCUCUUUGCCGUAGCCUUUGACAUUGCUCGUCGGCUGGGCAUGUAACUACUAACAUACCCGAGCUCUGUACAGCCACUCAGCGAUUCGAUUUUAUGCAAAUAUAGUGGACAAGUACUGUCCGCUUCAUUGCUCCUUC